UCUCUUUCCCGCCGAUGGGCGGGAGGAGGGUAUUGUUUCUGCAUAAAGAUGGCGGCGGUGAGGAGGAGUCUUUUGCAGAGUUUGGCAAUCCAAGUUGCAAGUUAGAAAUUAACUGAAUCAAGAGAGGAAGAUCAUGCUCAUAUUAUUCACCAAGUGUGCAUGGAAAAAGUAGAAAAAGUUAAUGUUUUCCCACUCCUGAUAUAGUCCAGGAAUAUAUAUGUACUUUUCUUCAGUGCCAAGAACAAAUGCCUCAUUUAAUUGUGUCUCAGGGAAAGAAAUUAAGUGAAAUCAAAACAUGGUUCUCACAGUUCUUCAUGUAUGUUGCCUAAGAUGCAGCAAACCAGUCAGGAGCAACUUUCAAGCUGGACAGAUGACUUGCCUCUCUGUCAACUCUCUGGUGUCGGUUCAGCCUCUAAUCGCUCCUACACUGCUGAUGGAAAGGGCACUGAAACUCAUCCCUUAGAGGAUAACUGGUUGAAAUUCAGGAGUGAGAACAAUUGCUACCUCUACGGAGUUUUUAAUGGUUAUGAUGGUAACCGAAUCACAAACUUUGUGGGAGAGCGGCUUUCUGCAGAACUCCUGUUGGGCCAGCUGAAUGCAGACCAGGAUGAGGCAGAGGUGCGCAGAAUCUUGCUGCAGGCCUUUGAUGUGGUAGAAAGAAGUUUCUUGGAGUCUAUUGACGAUGCAUUGGCAGAAAAAGCCAGUCUUCAAUCCCAAUUACCAGAGGGGGUUCCUCAUCACCAGCUGCCUCCUCAGUACCAGAAAAUCUUGGAGAGGUUGAAGGCUGUAGAAAAGGAAAUCUCUGGAGGAGCCAUGGCCAUUGUGGCAGUGAUUCUUAACAACAAGCUUUAUAUCGCUAAUGUAGGAACAAACCGUGCACUUUUGUGCAAAUCUACCAUGGAUGGAUUGCAAGUGACACAGCUCAACAUGGAUCACACUACCGAGAACGAGGAUGAAUUAUUCCGCUUUUCGCAACUGGGUUUGGAUGCAGCAAAAAUAAAGCAAGUAGGAACCAUAUGUGGGCAAGAAAGUACUCGGCGCAUUGGAGAUUAUAAGGUCAAAUAUGGCUACGGUGAUAUUGAAUUUCUUAGUGCUGCAAAAUCUAAGCCAAUCAUAGCAGAGCCUGAAAUCCAUGGUGGGCAUCCAUUAGAUGGCGUCACAGGCUUUCUUGUGCUUAUGUCAGAAGGACUCUACAAAGCUCUAGAAGCUGCUCAUGGACCUGGACAAGCCAAUCAGGAAAUUGCAGCCAUGAUUGCUACAGAGUUUGCCAAGCAAACUUCAUUGGAUUCUGUGGCUCAAGCAGUUGUGGAUCGAGUUAAGCGUAUUCACUGCGAUACCUAUGCCAGUGGUGGUGAACGGUCCAAAUUCUGCUCUCGGCACGAAGACAUGACAGUCCUAGUAAGAAAUUUUGGGUACCCUUUAGGGGAGAUGAGCCAGCCCACGUUGACUCCAACACAAGGUGGACGUGUUUAUCCUGUGUCCGUGCCAUACUCUAGUACUCAGAGUACAAGCAAGACCAGUGUAACAUUAUCACUUGUCAUGCCUUCCCAAGGUCAGAUGGUCAAUGGUGCCCACAGUAGUUCCACGCUAGAUGAAGCCACACCCACACUUACCAAUCAAAGUCCUACUGUGACCCUUCAGUCUACUAACACUCAUACCCAGAGUAGCAGCUCAAGCUCAGAUGGAGGGCUUUUCCGUUCUCGUCCUUCUCAUUCUCUCAGGCCAGAUGAAGAUGGACGUGUUGAGUCCUAUGUGGACUUUGCAGAGUUUUACCGCCUUUGGAAUAUGGACCACAGUGAACAGGGGACACUCACUGUGCAAUAAUGCAUGGAGACCAGCCCCUGUGAAUUCCCACCAGACAGUAGGUUGCAAUUCAUCUCUUGGCUGACAAUAUUCUUCCACAAAGCAUGACCUUUUGAGACGAGGCUAACUUUGGGACAAAUUGCUAAUGUGAUUAUUUUCAUCCACUUGUCAAGCAUAUUUACACAUACUGAAUUCUUUUCUAAUGGUCUCUUCCACUGUGAAAUCCUGUGGGCAUUAGAGGGAGUUACAAACCUUUGCUGCAUGGCUAAAGUUAAGAACAGUCAGCAAUCAAGCUUCUCUUAUGGAUAAGUCCACAACAAGUGUGUGUGUGUGUAUAUGUGUGUAUGUAUGUGCAUGCUGUUGAAGGUGUAAAUCUGGGAAUACUGUAUCAUGAUAUGAAAGAUACCUCUGAUUUGCAAAAUAAAUGAUAACUUAUAGUUA
Messenger RNA from Candoia aspera, 2244 nucleotides. It is a transcript of the gene TAB1, whose product is annotated as TGF-beta activated kinase 1 (MAP3K7) binding protein 1. The record is from RefSeq and is a predicted model, not a curated record. Gene Ontology annotation, molecular function: protein serine/threonine phosphatase activity. NCBI's taxonomy places the organism in Eukaryota, Metazoa, Chordata, Lepidosauria, Squamata, Candoiidae. Bases 319 to 1824 code for a protein of 501 amino acids. Gene Ontology annotation, cellular component: cytosol. Gene Ontology annotation, biological process: protein dephosphorylation. The transcript is spliced from 12 exons.